AUGAAGGCCCGCCUUGUCGCGGCGACCCCGCCCGACCGGACAAAAUCGUCCGGCGCUAAGAGGCCUUCAAAAGGGAGAUCACCCUCAAAAAUCAAAUCAUGGCAAGAAAGUAUAAAAACAGAUAUGUCGUUACCGCCCCAGUGGCCUUGGAAACCACAGGGGACGUUGAUGUCGGCUCCCGUAGCCUGGCCGCAUUUUCGUUACCAAGCGAAAGGCGAAGAGAUGUGGAAGCCCCACGAACAACCGACGACGGCCUAA
Messenger RNA from Macrosiphum euphorbiae (potato aphid), 258 nucleotides. Lineage: Eukaryota; Metazoa; Arthropoda; Insecta; Hemiptera; Aphididae. The record is from the annotation of a GenBank genome assembly.